Molecule: messenger RNA, 1725 nt
Organism: Rotaria sp. Silwood1
Lineage: Eukaryota; Metazoa; Rotifera; Eurotatoria; Philodinida; Philodinidae
Source: the annotation of a GenBank genome assembly
AUGCAUGUACAUACUUCAGGUCAUGGUGGUCGUGCAUUCAGUCAAGACAAAUUAUUAACAGUAUUGAAUUAUGCAAAUAUGGAAUAUCAACGUUUUAUGGCUAUGUAUGUUGAUGCUGAUCAUGACCAACCAUGGCGUAAAGGUUCAUUUAGUCAAUUUGGUUUUUCAAAUGAAACAUCUGUAUGGCUUACAGCCUGGGUAUUAAUGACAUUAAGUGAUGCUGUUUAUCCUGAAUGGGAAGAAAAAGGUUUAUAUAUUGAUCCAAAUCUUCGUUCAGAUAUCGUUGCAUUUCUUCUAAGUGCCCAACAACAAAAUGGUUCAUGGGCUGAAUGGACAACAAUUGAAGAUCGAAACAAAUUUGGUUCUCGUUUAACAAAUAUAAGUGGUACUUAUAAGUUUUUAAAUUUAUCUUUAACAGCACAAGUUAUUAUUUCUUUACAAUUAAAUACCGAUAUACGUGGUAUACCAGCAAAAUUUUUAACAGGUGCAAUUAAUCGUGGAAAACAAUGGUUAGAAAAACAUUUUCGCUUGAUAAAUGAUGCAUUUGAUAUGGCAAUUGUUACAUAUGCAUUACAUCUAACAAAUAGUGCUGAAAAAGAUGCAGCAUUUUCGAUGUUAACUUUAUUUAAACGAAUGAAUGAGAAUGGCGUGUAUUAUUCAAAUUUAAAUUUACCUGGAAUGACAAAAACUUGGCCAAACGUUAAUCCUCGAUAUGGACCUAAACCAGUAUCAACUGAUUUUGAAGCUCAUGCUGUAACUGCUACAGCAUUUGUAGUUAUGACAUAUACACAUAAAGUUAAAGUUAAACAAGCUGAACAAUCUGUACUAUGGCUUCAAUCCAUGCGUAAUUUUAUUGGUGGUUGGUCUGCAACAUAUGAUUCUUGUAUAGCACAACGUGCUAUAGUUGGUUAUUCAGUAUUACGUGGCUUUGAAAUAACUGCAUAUAAUAUACGUAUUAAUUUAGCAUCAUCAUCGUUUGCAGAUGAUGAUGACAAUCCAGUUGUAAUUGUUGAUGAUAACAUAAUUGACACUCAAGUUCGUAGUGUAGAAAAUGUUUGGGGUGUAGUUUAUAUUGAUGGAUUUGGCAAUGGUUAUGCACUUAUUCAAAUGCAUGUUGGUGUUAAUGUUGAAUUUGAUCCUCGAGUGCGUCGUCCGGCUUAUGCUCCAUUUUCUGUUGAAGUUCAACCAAUGUUGUCGGGUCGUAACUUUUCAACAGUUGACUAUCAUAUUUGUCUCUCUUGGCGUUCAGAUAAUGUUAAAGUAUUAAAAGCGUCACGUAGUGGUUCAGUAGUAAUUGAAAUUCAAAUCCCAACUGGUUAUCGUGUUGAAGAAAAAGAUUUGAAAUCAAUGAUACGAGGUCGUUAUACACGGAAUUUACGUGAAGCAGAAAAUUGGCCCGGUCAAAUUAAUUUUGGUUUUCAAUACAUAGAUUUUGAUCCAAUAUGUUUUGAAUUUCAAGCAAAACGUUGGAUACCGGUAGCAAAUAUUUCACGUUAUUAUGAAAUACGAGCUUAUGAAUGGUUUGAACCAGGUAAUAUGUAUCGAAGUGUUUAUACAAUGAGAAAUUUAUUUGCUUUAGAUAUUUGUGAAGUUUGUGGUUCAUAUCAGUGUCCAUAUUGUCCAUAUUAUAGUCUAGCUACUAUAUUUAUACAGUCCAUAGCAAUGAUUAUUUGUAUUUUAUUUGUGAUUUUAUGCAAUCAUCUUAAUAUGAUUAAUUUCCAUUAA